UUUCGUGGAAUCCUCCUUUUAUCUGUCCUCUGAAAAUUCGGAGAUCUAGCACGUAGAAAGAAAGGACCGACUCCCAAAUCAUUGGUGUGAGAUUGGCGGCGUGUUGAGAUUCUAUUUGGAGCGGAUUAUUGAUGUCGAUCUGUUAAUAUUGCAAUCGACAUAUUUCGCAACUGGUGGUCUAACGAGGACAAUAUCUGAGGAUUGAAGAAGAAGAUUUUUCUUAUAUCGGAGACGAGCAAGGAGAUGUUGGGGAGCAAACAUGAACGACAAAGAAGCUGUAUUUCUUCUGGUGGGAAGAGAAUGUGCGUGGAACAGGCAGAUGGAUCGGACGGCACACCUGGAAGGCGUUCGGUUUCUGGUGAUGAUUAUGCACUCCAAUCGCACAGCAUGACCUCCGCACAUGAUGAUCAGGUUGAUGGGAGUCGUAGGACGAAUGAUGUUGAAAUGGAGAUGAAUAAAAUAUCAGCAUGUGAUACAAAACAGUUAGAACGUGUAGCCGCACGCAUUCCGAAUGAUCGCAUAGUUGCGAUAGAAGAGAUGGGUUUUGGUUGUGUCCUAGGGUGGCGUGGCAUUGAGGUGAACCCUUCGCUGUGCAAAAUGCUGGUAGAAAAUUUUGAUGUGAAGAACUCAACCAUUAACAUACAUGGUCGGAACCUGUCUAUCACGUACAAGGACUUCCAUCGUGUGAUGGGCGUGAAGUGUUGGGGGACUAUAGUUGAUACGAACUCGUCAACAAAGGAAUUAGAGAUUAAUCACUGGAAAAAACAAUUAUGUGGCGUGGAUGGUGAUAUUAGUCUGCAGCAGCUUAGGCACAUGGUGGUGGGCACAUACAAUGAUGAAGAACUGUGGAUGGUAUGUUUUGCACUGUUUAUGUUAUCAACUGUGUUAUGUCCCUCGCGGCUAGGGUAUGUUGAUAUGUCACUGUUGGUGCCGCUGACCCACCCAACUGCCAUAAGGAAGCAUAACUGGGCUGAGUUUGGCUACAGAAAGAUGGUUGAUGGAGUCAGGAUGUACCAGAGCUGCGAAUCCACUUAUGUAGAGGGAUGUGUAUUGUUUCUCCAACUCUUUUAUCUCACUGUAUUGCGCGAAAGAACAUGUUUAUUUCCCACUAUGCCAUUGCCAGUAAGGUCAUGGGAUGAGAAGAUGUGUUGCAGGAUGUAUGAGAGGGUAGAAGAGUUAGGUGGGUUUUAUGCACCGAAAGGUGUGUGGGUGUCGAAGAGGUACAUGGGCACCGGAUCAACUGAUUUUGGAGGUUCCUAUGAUAGUAGCACGGGUCUUAAAGCCAACGUUGUUGAUGAUAUGGCUGACCUGAGGUCUGACAUGAACUACAUACAACAAUUAAUUGUGAAGUUGCAGUCCGCCGUGUGUGUACUAGGGCCAGAAAUUUUGCAGCUAAGGGAGGCCCUCUGCACAUUAAAAGGGUCAGCCUGUAAGGAGUUAUCUGAGGACGAGAUUACCGUGCUAGUGAGGAAGGUAAAUGAAGCUGUUGUUGCUAAAGGAGGUGGUUGUCUGAGAGCGGACGACAUGGGGGAUGAUUUAGGAGUUGAGCAAUCGCCUAAUAGGGAAAUGAGACAAGGGUAUGAUGAAGCAAAUAAGGAUGCAGAUGAUAGAACCCAGCCACUGAAAAAACCGGGAGGGAGGAAGUACCAUGGCAUAGCUGACCUGUCAGCAAAAGAAUCAGACCUGUUGUCCUACUUAUUCAGCCGCAAAGGCCGGAGCGAAGGGAUUCUAGAGAGCGAUGAAAUAGGUCGAUAUGGUCUGUAUAGUGUAACUCGUUGGGAUUUAAAGUGCCUCUCUGCAAAACAGUCCAUUAGUAGCGAGAUAAUCAACAUCAUGGGAGGCUAUUCUGUUGGAUCUAGCCGUACAUUCUGGUUCCUGCCAACUUAUUUUGCUGAGCGUGCCGUGGAAUUUUCCAGCGGCCAUAAUAAGGAGAGUCAUAUUUCCAGCACCAUCACCGUAUGUGGUUUGCGGACAUUGAAGGGCCAACUACACGAAUGCAGCAAUAUUUUCAUCCCUGUUGAGGAUGUCGCCGCGGAUCACUGGUUUCUUGUUGUGCUUAAAGUGCAGGACGGUGAAUGUGAGAUAUGGGACAGUGUACCUGACCCUCGGGUCGAACAGCGCAGGCUGGGAUAUGCCCACUCAUGUAUCAAUUUUGUUGCCAAGGUAUUUCAGGGCGACAUACGGUGCGAUCCCAUCUUGGUUAAAAAAUUUGCCAGUUUUUCUGUAAUCUAUCCUGAAGACAACCCCACUCAGAUUCACAACUAUGAUUCUGGGAUAUUUACUAUUAGGAAUAUCCAAUACUACAGGGAGUGCUGGUAUGAAGGGUUUAACUCAGGGGAUCAAAGGGUUAGGCUUGGCCUUGAAAUUGUUAACCACCCAUUGAACGACCGGGCAAAAUCAGUGUGGGACUCGGUGUACCGCGAACUAAAAGAGAAAAUAAAUGACACUGGAGUAGUAACGUCAUCUAUCCCUGCUGGGGGAAUCAAGUUUAAACCCCGCGUUGCUCGGCGCAAUUGAUCAUUAUUGGCAAAUGACUUUUGAACUGUUCUACUUUGACCUGAUUGUUUUCCUGUUUCGGUGUAAUAACGGGCCAAGUAUUUCAUCACUCGUUUGUUUUAUUACUGACGUUAUGGACAGUUUCAACAAUUCCCGUGGAGGAAUGAAGUGUUGUGUAAAAUCGGGUGAUCAGUUGUAACCUGACCAUCUUAUAACCAAUAUAGUUGUCCAACACAUUAACGGGGAAACCCCAUUUGCCUGUAAUAUUUGGUAAUG
This is a messenger RNA of Argentina anserina (silverweed cinquefoil), 2772 nucleotides long. RefSeq lists its product as uncharacterized. Gene Ontology annotation, biological process: proteolysis. Gene Ontology annotation, molecular function: cysteine-type peptidase activity. Bases 244 to 2517 code for a protein of 757 amino acids. The transcript is spliced from 11 exons. The record is from RefSeq and is a predicted model, not a curated record. NCBI's taxonomy places the organism in Eukaryota, Viridiplantae, Streptophyta, Magnoliopsida, Rosales, Rosaceae.